This is a messenger RNA of Laccaria bicolor S238N-H82, 858 nucleotides long. RefSeq lists its product as uncharacterized. NCBI's taxonomy places the organism in Eukaryota, Fungi, Basidiomycota, Agaricomycetes, Agaricales, Hydnangiaceae. The record is from RefSeq and is a predicted model, not a curated record. The transcript is spliced from 5 exons. The coding region runs from base 1 to 858 and encodes 285 amino acids.
AUGUCCACAGAGCUCACAGAUGACGAACGUAAAUUGAUUCGUCAUGAGCUCAACACCUGGGACGCUAAGAAGUCAAAAUCAAAGAAGAUCAGUAAGUAUCGCAAGAAUGGGAGAAAAAGUAUUCAAAGAUCACAAUCCCUGAUCCCAACCUUCUCUUCUCCUGUCUUCGCUACAUCCCCACCAUCAACUCUGGCUAGGCCAGUUUCUGAUGUGGAGAGUGUUGUAAGUCGCGAAUCAGAUUGCGAAAUCAUUGGAGAGAUCCGAAACAUACCUUCCUCCUCCCAAGCCGUCCCAGACUACGAUUCAGAUAGCGAAGUCGAAAUCAUCGAUUUCCAAAGUGUACCUUUGUCAUCUCAAACUCUUCUCGACAGGGAGUUGACCAUUUCCAACUCAGAUGUUGAGGAAAUACCUAAAGCUCAUGAUGGCAUAGAUGUUCUGCUCAUCCUAUAUGUUGCGGCAAAUGACGCACACUUCCGUUGGUAUUCCCCCCUGCGUGAUGGAGCAUUCAGCCCAUUUUCCGAUUUCGCACUGCGAGAGGCGCUUGGCUUCCCAGACAACAGAUAUGCAAUAUACGAUACUUACCUCAAGGAAUUCGUACAUUUGCCGUCUUAUUGUAGCUUCCAAGUUCAGGCCGGCGAAUUCUUCAUUCUUCGACAGCUGGAUCUUACUGACAAGGAUUGUCCGGAUGUCACCAAUUUCAUUCGCAAGAGUGACAAAUUUUCUUCUUCCAGGCUUACGGCGGGAGCUGCAUCACAGGAUUUGAAAGGAAAACGCAAGGCGCAAGAUGAGUGGGAUGAUAUUGUGAAGGAAUCUAAGCACAUGAAGAGGGAUUGUGUUUUAAUGGGUGGACCUGUAUGA